This is a messenger RNA of Metarhizium brunneum ARSEF 3297, 4041 nucleotides long. The record is from RefSeq and is a predicted model, not a curated record. Lineage: Eukaryota; Fungi; Ascomycota; Sordariomycetes; Hypocreales; Clavicipitaceae.
AUGCCGACUUCACUCCAUCCGCAAGCUAAAUUCGAUCCCAUUCCGCCAGACCUUGAUUUGUACGGCCUGGUAGAUCGGACACCGAAUUUCAAAUGGGUACAGAGAGUCUCAAGGUCUCAAGUACUUGGUCUUGGUCAGCAGGGGUUUGAAAAGCUUAUUCAAAUACAUGUUAUCGCUGGAGGGAAACCACUGGUCAUUGAUGGCUGGGAUGCGCUCUUCCCAGAGGAGCUCUUCAAUGUCAACUGGCUCGAAAAGACAUAUGAUAAAAAAGAGGAAAAUGUUCGCGACGUAACUGCCGGUACAGAUAUUCCAAUGACAACUGGACAUUAUCUAAGGUCGAUGAAGCAACUGACAAACCAAUGGACUCCACAAAACUUCCGGGAUGAGCGCCGGCAAAGACUUUACCUGAAAGACAUCGACUGUCCCGUGGAGUGGCGAUAUGAAUUGCAAACAAUUUUGCAUCCCAACUUAUUUUAUCUGAACGACAACGUCACAAAAUCAGGUUCAUCGAAUCCAACACGACGGCCUGGAGGCGAUGGUCAACAUGGCGAAAACUCCAUAGCUCCUGCGGGAGACCUCAUGUCAAGCCUACCCGAGGAGAUGCGGGCCGAAAACUUAAUGUGCUAUGUUGGUCACGAAGGCACCUAUACACCAGCUCAUCGAGAGAUGUGUGCUUCUGUUGGACAUAAUAUCAUGGUGGAGACCUCAGGUGAUAGCCCUGGAGAAAAACCCGGAAGUUCUAUCUGGUUCAUGACUGAAAGUAAAGAUCGUGAUGUGGUCCGUGAAUACUUUUUGUCGAUGUUGGGCCAUGAUAUUGAGAUUGAAAAGCAUUUUGCGCAAAUUAACGCUUGGAAGAAGGCUCCUUUCGAUGUCUACCUUGUCGAUCAGCGUGCUGGGGACUUUAUCAUCAUUCCGCCGCUGGCAGCCCAUCAAGUCUGGAACAGAGGUACUCGAACAAUGAAAGUGGCCUGGAACCGAACUACCCCUGAGACUCUGCGUUUGGCAUUGCGCGAGGCUCUACCAAAAGCGAGACUGGUGUGUCGUGAUGAACAAUAUAAAAACAAGGCGAUUAUAUAUUUCACCCUGCACAAAUAUUACCAGCUCUUGAAAGAAAUGGAAAGACAAGAAGAUAUCACCCAGAACAGCUUCAUGGGCAUUGGAAGAGACAUCGUCAGAAAUUCACCCCGGGCGAGACAGCUUGCUGGAGAUUUUAGGUCUCUCUUCAGUCUUUUUACAGAAAUACUUAUCGAUGAGGCCUUUGCAUACAACGAGAAACAAGUCGAAAGACUGCCCUUUGACUCAUGCGUCACUUGCUCAUACUGUCGCUGCAAUAUAUUCAAUCGAUUCCUCACCUGCAAAAAUUGCACAAGGGUCCUUGUUAACGGAGAUGAAGAUGCAUACGAUAUAUGUAUGGAAUGUUACGCCAUGGGAAGGUCCUGUGCUUGCUUAUCUGGUCUUCAAUGGUGUGAACAAUGGUCUUGGUCUGAGCUUAGCGGGAAAUAUGAGCUAUGGCGUGAGAUGGUCAUUGUCAAUGAUGGUUUUGUUGAUCUGCAUAGCUCACCUCCUCCUUUCGAGACGGCUCGACAAAAAUCAGCCAAGAAAUCAGUGGCGCAGAUAUGUCAGGAGGCCCUCAUCAGGCGUCCGUGGAAAGAUAUUACGAAGCAAGACGUUGGCAAAGUUGCAAGUGAUUCUGAGCAAGGAGACGUUGAGGAUGAACCUAAGAAGAAAACGAAAAGGAAGCAGAAGAAGGGCGAAGUCCGCCGAUGUCACGUAUGCUGCCAUAAGGACUACAGUUAUCGAGUUCAUGAAUGCUCGAAUUCGGAGUGUGCAGAAGCAUAUUGCUACGGUGUUCUCUAUAGAGCUUUCGAUAUGAUGCCGCAGGCAGUUUUGCAAAAUGAAACUUGGCAGUGCCCAAAAUGCUUGGGCAUUUGCAAUUGUGGUUAUUGUCGUCGGGCAGGAAACACGAACCCAUAUACACCUAAGAAUACUUCUCUUGGCCAUGAUACUCGACCAAUUGCGGAUGACAGAAGUGUUGAAGCCCUGGUUGAUUUUCGGGUGCAUAAUCUGUCAUGGCUGAAGGCUGCUGGAGAAGAAAGCCGGAGCAGAGAUAGCCGGAGAAUGCAAAUAUUGCGGCAACAAGCUGACCACGCCAAGGCACGAAGCGAGCUGGCUGAAGUCGAAAGUGAAAGGGCCCUUCUUGGAGACGGCGAUAAUUCUCAGAGGGCCACGAACACCGACCCAGAGGGUCGCGAUCCUGAAAGACAGAGUGCUCAUGAGUAUCCUACACUCGCCUUGGAGUCCGAAAAUAGCUCACGGCUAAGGUCGGAUUCGGCGGGACCACCGGUUGCGCAUAACGGCAUAUCUCCUUACCCAGAUCCUUCUGUAGCCUCAAACUAUGGUAUCGGGAUGGGGUAUUAUGAGCAGGAUGAUACACCCGACAAAAUCCUCUUCGAUCCAUAUAAAGCCCCCUCUCCUAGUGCUAUACACCUCGCCGACCUCGAAGUACCUGAUUCCGUCAAGAAGUCUAUUCGCGCUGCGAAGAGUAAAGCCAAACGGGAGAAUGAGGACCCAGAUUUCAUAGUCGGGAGAUCUAGUCACAAACGGUCACGGCAUACAAAUGGCAUAGAUAUAUUGGAUAAUUUGGAUCCAGCGCUUUUUGAUGUGGAGCCGUCGACGGCAUCAUCAAUGUUGCGUCAGAGGCGGCUGCCAUCGAGUAACACCAUUAGACACCCCGCGGAAAACCAAGAUGGAAAUCUAGAGACACUUUCAACGGAACCCGUUACCGAGACCAUGCCCACGGAACCUAUUCUUCGGCAUGCAAGGCCUCUAGCAUCAUACGUAGAAGUUGAUGAUGUUGACAUGGAUGAAGUAGAGGAGGGUGAAAUGGUUGGCGAAGGAUCUGGUCAAGAGGCCUUUUUGGACGAUAAGGCUGCGAAAGCGAUUGAAGAAGCUCGACUCUCGGAGGUUCAAAAUAGUGGACUUCAACAGGAGGCGUCGGUAACAUCAAAACACUUGGAAUCAACUCAGGGUCGGAAAAGCCGCGUACGACCUUUACAGGUCAGUUUGAGGUCUGUCGACUCUGUAUCAAUGACCGACCCGAUAAGCCCCAGGCCGGCCAUUCGCAGGCGUGGGCGACCAAGAAAAUCAACGGUUGUCUCUCUUAAACAAUCGGAUACAGCAGCAGAUGGUACAGCAGGAGCAUUAAGGGAUCAGGGUGAAUCUCUAGGCGAGGCUCCUGAUACCUCUAAUGUGAGGUCAAGCAAUUACCAGCAGUUGAAAAGCAACUCUUCAAUCGGAGCGUCUUUGCAACAACACGAGGAACCAUCAGUGCGUAGCGUUGCGACGGUCGGAAUAUCCCAAGAACGUAAUCUCAAAGAUAUUGGACGUGAACUGCGCUCUAACCCCAGAGGCAGGGAAUCACAACCAGAGGCCAAGAACCCAGCUUCUCAAGUAAGAAAUUUGAAGUCUGCAAGUCAGCCAUUCAUGUCAAUGGCGGAAAGAUUGGCUCUCAAAGGCAGGAAAUUUAAGAUCGGGAAGCGAAGAGCCGCUGCCAGUCCAUUACUGAAGGAUAAGGAUGGUGGACCACAUGUUUCUGAAGCAUCAGAAUCUACGAUUAGAGAGUCGCGUCAGGUUUUAUCGGCGGUGGCUGGUCGCACAGAAGGUAGCUAUCGUCAUCAGUCACGAAGUCGGCCUGGUCCACGAACAAGCUCGGCGGCGGCGGGACCGCUAACCAAUCUCUCAGACGAUGAGCAGGAAUCCGUCUCCAAGUCAUCAGAUAUCUCCACUACCCGGAAAACAGUUGUUAGAUUGUCGGAUAUGGUGUCUAGCGAAGACGAGCACGGGAGCACCAUAGACAUGGCGGUAUCAUCUAGUGAUGACAGCGGCGAUAGUGACAUUCCUGCAAGCGGAAUGAACAGCAGAGAACGUGCUUCGACUGAACUAGGCUAUACCCAGUCCCGUGGGGGAAGAAGGGGAGGGGGAAGGGGAAGAGGAAGGCGCAGAGGUCGCCCUCGUGGCUCGGGCCGCGGAACUAUUUCGUGA